AUACUGGAGUGUGACGGGUACGUUUAUUUAGAAUCCCUCAAAAUAUUUCCCGCCGAUCAAUUUGUUGUAGUGGAAAGAAGUGGUACAGACAAUGCGUUGACAGAGACGGAGGGGCCAACAAGUACUGCGUCCAGCCAGCCCACCCCCUCCGUUACCCCUCUGUCAAACAUGUGCACCACUCCUGGCAACAUGGGCACAGGAUUUGGGUAUACCUGGUCCUUUGGGGGGCCUGGUGCGGAAACCCGAGAAAACGCACAGGGUGAACUUAACACGAAUAUCAAUUACGCGGUGAACAAUAAUCAGGACCAAGGAUCCAGUCAGAAGAUACAGGUUGACAUUAAACCUGCUAAAGUUGCCAAUAGCACGCAUCGUAGACCAAUGUUUACUAUGAAUGAAACUUGUCAACAGACCCCGACAACCCACCAUGGCCAUACAGCUGGAGCUCAUAAUCAAACACAUGGGAAUGUGGAUUGGAUUUCUCGAAUCGAGAAGCUCUAACAUUGCACUUAAGGUUACAUUCUGGUGAUCGUGCGCUCGUUACGGAUCUUUGCGGCUUAGCCGCUGCCUUCCAACAAACUCCUGGACACUUCCUUAC
Messenger RNA from Osmia lignaria (orchard mason bee), 595 nucleotides. The record is from RefSeq and is a predicted model, not a curated record. NCBI's taxonomy places the organism in Eukaryota, Metazoa, Arthropoda, Insecta, Hymenoptera, Megachilidae.